UUUCGUUUUCGUUCGUUUUAAACGUGUUUAUUUUUAACUUCCUCAGACGUUGAAAAAUGAGCGCGAUGCAAAAAACAAAUUCUGCUUUCUGCUUCACAAAAGUUUAUAUCAUAUUGUUAAUAAUUGUAUCACUACAAAUAGCUAUUUGCGUAUGGGUUGGAAGACUGCAACAAAAUCUCAACGAGACAAAACAAUCUUUAAUGAACACAUAUGGUGAAUAUCGUUUUCAAAAAGGUUUUGUUAAAAACGAAAGUCGUACAAUGUCACUGAAGCAAGUUCAAGAUAAGACUCAAAGGAAAAAUAAAAGUAAUAAGAUUAAAGAAGUUAUUGUGUUGGCUCCAUUAAAAGAGUUUUAUAAGGAUUAUGUAAUAUUUAAUGAAACAAUUUCUAUAUGGCAAGUUGAUGAAAUUUCUGGAUCAUUAUCUUUGCACGAAAAUGCUUACGUAGAAAUUGGUGUUGAUGGAUUUUAUCAAAUUAACGCAAUGUUGCGGUUAAAACCGGGACAACCAGUUAAAGAGUUUUACAGCUAUUACCUGUGUAAAAACAAGAGUAUUCUUGCUUCUACAACAUUUACCUCAAGCCAAAGUACAGGUAUUAUUAAUAUUGUUACACAAGCACAAAAGGGUGAUCGCUUGUUUCUCUCCAAUCCCUGGAAAGGAUUAAGUUGGUUUGUAAAAAAAGAAGUUACAUUUUUUAGUAUUCAUCAUAUCUAGUAAUUACCAAACAAUUUUUAUGGUAAAGUUAUUAAUUUUUUUAAAAUUGUUUAAAUCUUUCAUAUACUUGUAAUAUAAUUUUUUAUAGCAUUUAAAAUAAAACAUUUUGUUAUAUAUUCUUUUAUAGCAUAUGUGCUAAUUUCUUA
Messenger RNA from Hydra vulgaris (swiftwater hydra), 859 nucleotides. RefSeq lists its product as uncharacterized. Lineage: Eukaryota; Metazoa; Cnidaria; Hydrozoa; Anthoathecata; Hydridae. The record is from RefSeq and is a predicted model, not a curated record. Gene Ontology annotation, molecular function: protein binding.